AUGUCCAUGCAGAGAGGCUGCGAGAGGCAGAAGGACGUCUGCGGCGUCGGUCGUGUCCUGCAGGAGAGGAAUCGGGCGCAGCCACCUGUAGCCUCAGUGAAGUCCUCCACGAGCAGCGUGCUUCAUUACAUGCUUAACCCGGACCUGGACACCGGCUCGGCAGCCUCUUUCCUCCUCUUUCGAUUACCCGGACGGCGACGAAGAGGCAACAGUCGCUAUGACAGCGAAAACGACCAAAAACAACCCAGGGAGUCGGCACAGGAGCAGGUUUUGAACCUGACAAUUUGGUCCUUUCGGGCCGUAUCCCAACAUACCCGAGUUCCUGGAACGUGGAUCGAGACGGCUGAAUCCGUACACGGGCAGGACAGGGGGGACACGGACAUCGCAAAAACCACAGACGUGUUCACCCGGUCGCAGCGGUUUGCGGUUAGCAGAAGAACCAUGUCGUCCUCUAAGGCCACGCGGCCGGUGUCCCUCCUGGGCAGCACAUCGUUCGGGGGGCGAGCGGACGCCGCCCAGAGUCUGGAGAUGGUCACGGCGUUCCUGGACCGGGGCCACAGACACCUGGACACCGCCUUCAUGUACACGGACGGGAGAGCGGAGGCGAUCAUUGGGGACAUGAAACUCCCCAAAACAGUGAGCAUAGCUACAAAGGCCAACCCGUGGGAUGGAAAGACGCUGAAGCCCGAGAGCGUGCGCUCUCAGCUGGAAACCUCCCUUCAGAGGCUGCAGACUGACAACGUGGACCUCUUCUAUCUGCACAUCCCCGACCACCAAAACCCAAUCCAAGACACUCUGAGAGCCUGCAAUGAGCUCCACAAAGAGGGGAAAUUCAAGGAGUUAGGCCUGUCCAACUACACAUCUUGGGAAGUGGCUGAAAUUGUGUGUAUCUGCAGACAUAACAACUGGAUUGUUCCGACUGUGUAUCAGGGAAUGUACAACGCCACUACGAGACAGGUGGAAACCGAGCUGCUGCCGUGUCUGAGAUACUUUGGACUGAGAUUCUACGCGUACAAUACUCUUGCAGGUGGCCUUCUGACAGGAAAGUAUCAUUAUGAAGAUAAAGACGGCUCUCAGCCUCAAGGACGAUUCUUUGGAAACAACUGGGCCGCAGCGUACAGAGACAGAUACUGGAAGCAGAGUCAUUUCCAGGCCAUAGAUGGAGUUCUGAAGACCUUGGAGGAGGCUUACGGCUCGGAGAAACCCUCCAUGACUUCUGCGGCGAUGCGCUGGAUGUACCACCACUCCCAGCUGAAGGGCGAUCUUGGAGACGGAGUCAUCAUCGGCAUGUCAAACAUGGAGCAAUUUCAACAAAACCUGGCUGCUGCAGAGGAGGGUCCCCUGGACCAGAGGGUGGUCCAAGCCUUCGAUGAAGCCUGGAACCUCGUGGCCCACGAAUGCCCCAACUACUUCAGAUGAGCCCAGUGUUCCCAAAUCUCCACAACUGGUUCAAACCCUCACUGAGAGAUCAGCUGGACUUAAUUACCUGCUUUUCUUUUUUCCUUGAAAUCAUGAAGAUGAACUGGAGGCUUUUCUUUUCUUCUUCAGAGCACUUAAUUUCCUUUAUAAGCCUAAUAUUUCCCAGGGAGAAUCU
Salarias fasciatus (jewelled blenny) is the source of this 1594-nucleotide messenger RNA. Its product is annotated as aflatoxin B1 aldehyde reductase member 4-like. Gene Ontology annotation, molecular function: oxidoreductase activity. Lineage: Eukaryota; Metazoa; Chordata; Actinopteri; Blenniiformes; Blenniidae. The record is from RefSeq and is a predicted model, not a curated record. The transcript has 11 exons. Bases 1 to 1419 code for a protein of 472 amino acids.